AUCUUGUCCCAUUUUGCCUUCCUACUGCUUACCUUUAUGUUCUUCCAGAUGAGACAAUUUGAGUAAAAUGUUAAAUAUUAAUUAUGCUUAAUAAGGAAUGUGAUUAAGAAUGAGAUUAUUUUGCUAAAUCAUACUGUAAUACUGAAACUAAAAUAAUGUUCUUUUCUGUUGAAUAAAAAUAAAUUAUCCUUGUAGCCUGUAGGUGACUGUUCCAGUCAUGUGCGGUGUGCGCAGCCGCGCACCGACCCAUUCAGUGUGGCUAAACCCAGUAUAUAUAAUCAUAUCUACUUUUUGGUAUUCUUCAAAAUUUUCAAAGUUGUCUAUUUCACUAUAAUUUGCAAGAAAAAAUGGAGAUAGACUCAGAUAUUGUCAUUGUUGGAGCUGGAAUUUCUGGUCUUGCUACUGCUUUAGCACUUCACAGGUUGGGAAUUAAAAGCUUAGUGUUGGAAUCAUCUGAUAUCCUGAGGGCAGCUGGAAUCGCUUUCACAACAUGGACAAAUGCUUGGAGAGCUUUGGAUGCACUUGGGAUCGGCGAUUCACUCAGGCAACAACAUGGCCAGCUAUUUGGGAUAUAUACUUCAUCUACAGUUACAGGAGAUGUGACUUCUUAUGUUCCGUUUACAAACAAGGGAAAACAUGGAGAUCAUGAAGUAAGGUGUGUGAGACGAAAAGCCCUACUCGAAGCACUUGCAAAAGAUCUACCAAAUGACACAAUAAGGUAUUCAGCUAAGGUGGUUUCUAUUGAAGAAUCAGGCUCCUUUAAGCUUGUGCACCUUGCUGAUGGUUCCACCCUUAAGGCCAAGGUAUUGUUGGGGUGUGAUGGAGUGACUUCAGUGGUGGCAAAGUGGCUCGGAUUCAAGAAACCGUCAUUGACAGGAAGAUCAGCUAUAAGGGGUUGUGCAUACUACAAGGAUGGCCAUGGUUUUGAGUCAAAAUUUCAGCAGUUUGUUGGGAAUGGUGUUAGAUAUGGUAUUGUUCCCUGUGAUGACACUGCUGUUUACUGGUUUUUGACUUGGUGUCCAUCAGUUCAAGAAAACAACACACUGCAAGAUGCUGAUCAACUGAAGCUGAAACAGUUUGUGCUAAGUAAACUAGGGAAGGUACCUGAACAAGUAAAAGCUGUGAUAGAAGACACAGAAUUGGAAGAAAUUGUACGUGCUCCACUAGGAUAUAGGCCUCCAUGGGAGAUUGUAUUUGGAAGCAUAAGCAAAGAAAAUGUAUGUGUAGCAGGUGAUGCAUGUCACCCAAUGACACCAGAUCUUGGACAGGGUGGAUGCUCAGCUCUUGAAGAUGGGGUCAUUCUUGCAAGAUGCGUUGCCAAUGCCUUAUUAAACCAUGAAAAUGAGGAUCAGUAUCAGAGGAUAAAGAAUGGGUUGGAAAAGUAUGCAAAGGAAAGAAGAUGGAGAGCAUUUGAUCUGAUUAGUACAGGGUAUUUGCUGGGUUGGAUACAGGAGUUUGACUGGUUUGGUAUGAGGUUUAUAAGAGAGAAAUUUCUUUCUGCAUAUCUUUCUGGAUUGUUUCUUAACAAGGCCGAUGUUGAUCUUACACAACUUGUGCUCGAAUCUUGAAUUUUGUGGUGAUACUAGUUUCUGCAUCACUUUUCUUUACAGUCUCAGAUUAGUGGCUUCUUGAGUGUAUUAUUGAAGCUUCCUGUUGUUGACUUUUAAGUAGCUCGAUUUUGUAAACUCUUACAUGCACUUGGUUGCACCUAAAGUGAGUUAGAUACUUGGAUGCACUUAAGGGUAUUGUUUUUUGCUCA
Molecule: messenger RNA, 1759 nt
Organism: Spinacia oleracea (spinach)
Lineage: Eukaryota; Viridiplantae; Streptophyta; Magnoliopsida; Caryophyllales; Amaranthaceae
Product: monooxygenase 2
Exons: 6
Coding region: 348-1568 (406 amino acids)
Molecular function (GO): FAD binding
Source: RefSeq, a predicted model, not a curated record